AUGGUCCCAAGCCUUCUCUCAAGCGUCUCUGCUGUUGUCCUCGCCACCGCUUUGUGUGUCGUCGGCAGCCCGUACAUUAGUCCCAAGGACCUCCAGUGGAUCUGGGACAACCGUAUGAAGUCGGACAUGACUGGCCACGACAACUGGAUUAUUGAUCACAUCGUGAAGAACAAGGGCUCGCUCAACUACUGCGUCCGCUGGGACAGCCAGACCAUCAAGCUCACCAAAGAAACCGCGCAGAAAAUCGAGGCAAUGUUGGCCCGCCAGUACGCUGCGUGGAACCGCUGGCUCAUCGGCUACAACUGCUGGCCGUACGACGAGAUCAACAUCAACAUCGUCGACUGGGCUGCUAGGAAGGCCUCCGACCUGGAGUGGUCGGAUAACUCGCUCGGCAAGAUCUACAUCGGCGACCUCGACCAGGACGGGGACCAUCAAUGCCCGAGAACUGCUACCGGGCGGCGGACGUCCAGCGGCUGCGAGGGCAAACCGUUCGACGUCUCGCUGUGGCCCACGGAGGAAAUGACCGGAGGCUUGGGGAACUACAACUUCCAGCAGUUCGGUAUUGAGACGUUGCUGGACGGCAUCGAUAACGAGCAGCUCACGGUCGCCGCGCACGAAAUCGGCCACAGGUUCGGCCUGCCGGACUUCUACGAGAUGCCCCAGCCGCCCAACUUUAAGCCCUGCCUCAUGUGGGGGCUGUCCACGGACACGAUGAAGGACACGGACGGCUGGAUGGUUCGCCGCGUGCUGGAGAACAAGAAACCCAAUUACCACUUCUAA
Molecule: messenger RNA, 780 nt
Organism: Phytophthora sojae
Lineage: Eukaryota; Oomycota; Peronosporomycetes; Peronosporales; Peronosporaceae
Product: neutral zinc metallopeptidase
Exons: 3
Coding region: 1-780 (259 amino acids)
Source: RefSeq, a predicted model, not a curated record